This is a messenger RNA of Pleuronectes platessa (European plaice), 1188 nucleotides long. RefSeq names its product suppressor of cytokine signaling 4 (gene socs4). The transcript has a single exon. Gene Ontology annotation, molecular function: 1-phosphatidylinositol-3-kinase regulator activity. Bases 1 to 1188 code for a protein of 395 amino acids. Gene Ontology annotation, biological process: intracellular signal transduction; phosphatidylinositol phosphate biosynthetic process. Gene Ontology annotation, cellular component: phosphatidylinositol 3-kinase complex. Lineage: Eukaryota; Metazoa; Chordata; Actinopteri; Pleuronectiformes; Pleuronectidae. The record is from RefSeq and is a predicted model, not a curated record.
AUGUCGGAGAAGAAGCCACGAGCCUCAGACACUCGUCCCAAGUCAGGCCUCCGCAGCUGGAGCGCAGACAGUUAUAUCUGGCGGCCAAAGAAACGCUCCCGGAGUUCCCGGAGCGGCGGGUUGAGUCCUGGGGGGCUCGAGGCGGAGGGGGCAGAGGAGCUGGGCGUGCGGUCCACUUCCUGUCCAAGGCGCCGGAGAGAGAGGAAGUGUAGCUGCAGCGCUCUUGGGGACGCAUUGACGUCUGCAGACAUGGAGGUGGUGUGUCGGAAGGCCUUGAGCCGGCGCUCUCUACGGCAGAAGUUCCAGGACGCUGUGGGCCAGUGUUUCCCUCUGCGCUCGCACCAUCACCACCAUCACCACCACCAUCCACCAGGCUCCUCUCGGCCCUUCUCUGUGCUCUUCAGGUCCAAACGCAAGAUCCACGUCUCGGAGCUCAUGCAGGACAAGUGUCCCUUCUCGCCAAAGUCUGAACUGGCCCGAUGCUGGCACCUUAUAAAGAAUCACGCCACCCAAUCCGAUGCCCUCAAGGACAUGGAGGCUCCCCUGAAACCCAAUGUCUCAUCAUCGUCUACCUCACCCCCACAGACGCCGCUCUCCUGGGAGGAAAUCUGCUGCUCCCCAGGGCCUGGAAGCACCGGUCUGGAGGACUGGGACCCUUCUUGUCCUAAUGGGGGAGCAGAGGGCAGCUGCAGGGGCACUGACGACAUCCUGGUCCCGGAUCUUCUCCAGAUCAACAACAGCCCCUCUUACUGGGGUGUGUUGAACCGCUUUGAGGCCGAGGAGCUCCUGGAGGGCCAGCCGGAGGGAACCUUCCUGCUCCGAGACUCUGCCCAGGACGAGUUCCUCUUCUCUGUCAGCUUCCGUCGCUACAGCCGCUCCCUGCACGCUCGCAUCGAGCAGAACGGCAAGCGUUUCAGUUUUGAUGUGCACGACCCGUGCAUGUACCGGGAUCCCAGCGUGACCGGACUGCUGAGACACUACAGCGACCCGGCCACCUGCCUCUUCUUUGAGCCGCUGCUUUCCCGGCCGCUGCUGAGGACAUUUCCUUUCUCCCUGCAGCACCUGUGCAGGGCUGCGAUAUGCAGCAGCACCACAUACCAGGGCGUGAACAGCCUGCCGCUGCCCCCACAGCUCAGGGACUACCUCAGGCAGUACCACAUUAAAUGUGAGGGGGCCUGCGCCUUGUGA